Exophiala viscosa is the source of this 5174-nucleotide messenger RNA. RefSeq names its product ABC transporter. Bases 298 to 5154 code for a protein of 1618 amino acids. NCBI's taxonomy places the organism in Eukaryota, Fungi, Ascomycota, Eurotiomycetes, Chaetothyriales, Herpotrichiellaceae. Gene Ontology annotation, cellular component: intracellular membrane-bounded organelle; membrane. The transcript has 2 exons. The record is from RefSeq and is a predicted model, not a curated record. Gene Ontology annotation, biological process: lipid transport; transmembrane transport. Gene Ontology annotation, molecular function: ABC-type transporter activity; lipid carrier activity; ATP binding.
CAGGUACGGAGUAGGAAUACGUGUAACCGUCAUGGACUGCUUCAUUGCCGCCAAAGAGCAUCCCGCAUCGUUUAGACGGGUUGUUUAAUUGCGGCCUCACAAGGCAUCAGCCAUUUCGAAAGGUCUUGUCAACGGAUCCUCAUUUCAUGGUUGGUGAUUGCCCGGAACAAUGUCUGAUCCAGGCACUUGAUAUACAUGUCUUCCUCCUCGAGAAGUUCUAAAAUACCCUGAUGGCGACAGUGGUUUCAAAAAACCAACGACAGCUUUGUGCCUUCAAUUCCAUCGUACCUCUUCAAAAUGACCAUUUUCAUGCGUCAGAUCAUUACCCUCACUCUCAAGAAUCUUCUCGUCGCCUUCGUGCGGCGCUGGUUCUCCACGACCAUACGAGCAUUCCUCUUACCCUGCAUCUUCAUUGGCUUUCUGUCUUAUGCUCGAUUCCUGUUCAUCCCUCCUUCAGUCUAUGGCAUCGGACAACCUGCUCCGGUCCGCGACCUCCCACAAGCCCUCAGUCUGGUGUCCGGCGGUCGAGACAAACUGGUCUUUGUCAACAGCGGCUAUUCCGAUGGUGCAAUUCAAUCCGUGAUCAAUCGAGUCGUUGACGAUGUUGGGUCUGCUGGGGCGAAAGUUGAAAUACUAUCACAAGAGGAGGACCUUUUAACAACUUGCAGAAACUCCAUACGGGGGACAUCUACGUGCAUAGCGGGGGCUGUGUUCUUUUCCUCCCCGUUGGAAGGCGACGCAGGCCGUUGGAACUACUCAAUCCGAGCAGAUGGCGGGCUGGAGACCAAGAUUGUGACCGAUUCGUCCAAGAACGAUGUUGAAGUCUACUUACUCCCUUUUCAGCAUGCCAUUGAUCGUGCCAUCUCCCAAGUCGAGGCGGGCUCCAAUGGUUCAACACUGCUACCAGAGGCAGUCCAAGAGUAUCCUUACACCUCCAUAACGAAAGAACAGCGACUGCAACAGAUCCGGACCAGAUACAUGGGAGGCAUCAUCGACAUACUUGCGGUAGCUUUUUUCAUAGGCAUGGUCGGAGUCACCUAUCAACUGACUGGGCUUGUCGCAGCUGAGAGGGAGAAUGGUAUGGCACAGUUGAUCGACUGCAUGAUGCCGAACCUGAAAAGAUGGCAACCACAAAUGGCAAGGAUCCUUGCAAAUCACAUCGCAUUUGAUCUGCUCUACGGCCCCGGCUGGAUCAUAAUGGCUAUAAUCCUCAGCGUAGGUGUAUUCAGCAAGACAUCCCCUGCCAUUGUCAUCAUAUUUAAUCUGCUAUCCGGUCUGGCCAUGUCAUCUCUCUCCCUGUUUGGAGCCGCGUUCUUCAAAAAGGCACAGCUCAGUGGUAUCACCUCGGUCAUUGUAAGCUUGCUUUUGGCCAUCAUUGCUCAGGUCGCUGGCAAGGCGGGGACAGCAUCGGUUGCGAUACUUUCAUUACUCUUUCCACCAAUGAAUUUCGUCUACUUCACUAUUUUCAUGGCUCGAUAUGAGAGACAGGAUCGGGGGACAAACCUUGUGAGAUCGGCUCCAGAAAAUACUUCCUCCCUACCAGGCAUCGCCCUUUGGAUCUUUUCUGUUGUACAUAUCGUGGUCUUUCCCAUUCUUGGUGCAUACAUUGAGCGGGCGCUUUACGGCACAGCCUCAAAGAGCCGCAAAACGACCUCCGCGGAAAGUGUAAACGCCAUUUCGCUUGUAAACUUUACAAAGAAGUAUCCUCCAUCGAUGCUCGCCAACUUACGCUCGGUGUUCACACGGAAACAUCCAGCCACUGUCCUGGCUGUGGACAAUCUGAGUUUCAAUGCCGCUCGAGGUCAGAUCAUGGUUCUUUUGGGAGCAAAUGGCAGCGGCAAGUCAACGACUCUUGACGCCAUUGCCGGUCUACAUUCUAUCACGUCUGGUGAAAUUAUAGUCGAUUACCCUGAAGCAAACACAGGCUUAGGUUUGUGCCCGCAAAAGAACGUUUUGUGGGAUGACUUGACAGUGGAAGAGCAUGUCCGAAUCUUCAAUCGACUUAAGAGCAGUCAGCCGGCUUCCAAGGACGAGAAUAUGAUGCUACUGGGGUCCUGCGACAUCUUGGCCAAAGCCAAGUCCCGAUCAAAAACGCUCUCAGGAGGGCAAAAGCGCAAACUUCAAUUGGCCAUGAUGUUCACUGGCGGAUCAAAAGUUUGCUGUGUGGACGAAGUUUCCUCGGGCCUAGAUCCCCUGUCACGACGCAAGAUCUGGGAUAUCCUGCUUGCUGAGCGUGGUGCGCGGUCCAUCAUCUUCACAACGCAUUUCCUGGACGAGGCAGAGCUACUCGCCGACAAUAUCGCCAUCCUUUCGAGAGGUGUGUUGAAAGCGUUGGGGACGUCGGUCGAACUGAAGAACAAAUUGGGGGCUGGCUACCGAGUCCACGUCUACCAUAACCAUGGAGCACAGCAUGUUCCCUCAUAUCAGGAUAUCGAUCAAGUUCGUCGUGAUGACCAGACCAUAUACUCCUUGACCGACUCAGCAAAAGCUGCAGAAUUUCUGGGUCGAAUUGACAGUGCCGGGAUCACCGAAUAUCAAGUCAGUGGUCCCACCAUCGAAGACGUCUUCCUGAAGGUCGCGGAAGAAGCCAACGUCAAAGAAACUCCUCCCAAGAAGUUUGACUUGGACGACAAGCUUCAUGAGACUGGUAGUCAUGGUAACAGCGAGGCUGAUCCAGCAAAGGCCGCCCAAGUGGUCCUGGUGCAAGACCAGUCGUUCCCCGAUGUUCCACAACUAUUGGACGGACGCCGAAUCAGCAUGACCCGGCAAGCCAUGGUUCUUUUCUACAAAAGAUCGGUGGUCCUACGUCGGAAUACCCUACCGUAUCUUGCGGCACUGCUUAUCCCGAUCAUUGCCGCUGGCCUUGUGACACUCUUCCUCAAGCACUUCCAAAGGGCAGAAUGUACUCCAGCCUCCACGGCCUAUGCGUCCGACAUAGUGUCAUUGUCAACACAAUUUGACUACGAGCUCGUUGCAGGCCCACGAAAUCGUUUGGGAGAAAAUGCUUUGGAACGACUAGCCUCCACAUUCCUUGGAAGCAAUGACAAUGGUGGGGUUGCGGCGAAUACCACGAAGUUGCUCAACUCACUGCAUAUUGUUGACACUCUUGACGAGUUCAAUGGCUAUAUCCAGACCAACUUUGCCAAUGUCACUCCAGGUGGCUUCUUCUUGGGAGAUGACACCACGCCGCCCGUUUUUGCAUGGCAGGGAGAUGGCGACAUCGCGUUCGCAGUCAUCGUCCAGAAUGCACUUGACGUACUCUUGAGCAACGUUUCCAUCUCAAAUCAGUACCAGGCAUUCGACGAGCCCUGGGGUGCAAGCGUGGGCAGUGCCUUGCAACUUGUCACCUAUUUUGGCUUGGCAAUGGCUGUUUAUCCCGCAUUUUUCGCCCUGUACCCUACAAUCGAGCGGCUUCGCAAUGUCCGAGGCUUGCAUUACAGUAAUGGGGUUCGGUCGGCACCUCUCUGGCUUGCCUAUACUGCAUUCGACUUCAUCAUCGUUGUCAUCAUCAGCGCCGUUGCUAUCAUCAUUUUCCGAGCGGUAUCAGACGUAUGGUACCAUAUUGAGUAUGUCUUUGUGGUGUUCUGUUUGUACGGCUUAGCGUCGACGUUGCUGUCCUAUGUCAUCUCGCUAUUCUCGAGGUCGCAACUCGCAGCAUUUGCAUUUGCUGCUGGCGGUCAAGCAGUUAUGUUCUUGCUUUACUUCAUUGCAUAUAUGUCCGUCCUCACAUACUCACCGAUUGAGAAGAUUGACAGCUAUGUCAACAUCUGUCAUUUCACAAUCGCAGCGAUAUCUCCUGUCGCCAACCUCACCAGGGCACUCUUCGUCACCUUGAACAUAUUCUCGAUUACCUGCAGAGAUCGACAAUUCGCAUCUUAUCCUGGGUCAACGACUACAUUUGGAGGUCCCAUUCUGUACCUCAUCCUGCAGUCUUUCUUCUUGUUCGGCUUGCUCCUCUGGUGGGAUUCUGGUCCGCUUCUCCGUCGCUGGCGAGGCAAGCAGCAACAAGACGACGCCGAAGAGAGGGACACAGUCGAAGCUGAAGGUUCAAAGGAGCUGACCAGGGUCGAUGCUUCGCAUGAUGGCCUGAGAGUGCUUCACCUGACCAAGCAUUUUGGUAAGAAUAUUGCAGUUGACAAUGUCACUUUUGGCGUGCCGAGAAGCGAGGUGUUUGCAUUACUAGGUCCCAAUGGUGCUGGGAAAUCGACCACGAUAUCACUGAUUCGAGGGGAUAUUCAGCCCAGUCGUCGUGGCGGAGAUAUCCUGGUUGAUGAUAUCUCAGUCAUAAAACAUCGAGCUCAAGCCAGGUCGCGUCUGGGUGUUUGUCCGCAGUUCGAUGCCAUGGACACGAUGACGGUCGCGGAGCAUCUUUACCUUUACGCAAAGGUCCGUGGUGUGAGCGAUCCCCGGCAUAAUGUGGACGCCGUCAUGCGUGCAGUCGGACUUGAGCAAUACGCUGAUCGAAUGGCUGGCAAAUUGUCUGGAGGCAACAAGCGUAAAUUGUCCCUAGGCGUUGCGCUCAUGGGCAAUCCUAGCGUCCUCUUACUCGACGAACCAUCGUCAGGAAUGGAUGCGGCAAGCAAACGCGUCAUGUGGCGGACCCUCGAAUCGGUAAUCCCUGGACGUUCGCUCGUCCUUACAACUCAUUCGAUGGAAGAGGCCGACGCAUUAGCAACCCGGGCUGGUAUUAUGGCAGGAAAGAUGCUGGCGCUAGGGACGACCGAUGAUCUCCGCCGCAAACACGGAGAUGCGUACUAUGUGCAUCUAGUGCACCAGCACGCACCACAUGCAUCCGACAGCGAUAUGCAGCGUAUCCGCAAUUGGAUUGCAAGCACAUUUGCAAGGGCCGAUAUCGAGAGCAAGAUCUACGCCGGGCAGAUCAGGUUUUCGGUGCCUGCAUCUGGGUUUGGUGGUUACGAUGACGAGAUCAGCCGCGCAUCAGGGAUAUCGACGUUGUUCACAGCUCUGGAGAAGAAUAAAACUGGGCUGCAGAUCGAACACUACAGUGUCAGUCGAGCGACGUUGGAUCAAGUCUUUCUCAGCAUUGUCGGCAAGCAUAACGUUGCCGAAGAAGGUGCAGAAGCAGCUUCUACAGCGCAUGCCGAGUCUGGUAAGCGAUUUGGGCGACUGAGCACACUCGUGUUGAAGAAGUGAUUGUGUUGCUCCGAGAUAUA